This is a messenger RNA of Coprinopsis cinerea okayama7#130, 1342 nucleotides long. Its product is annotated as fatty acid conjugase. The record is from RefSeq and is a predicted model, not a curated record. The transcript has 8 exons. NCBI's taxonomy places the organism in Eukaryota, Fungi, Basidiomycota, Agaricomycetes, Agaricales, Psathyrellaceae. Gene Ontology annotation, biological process: lipid metabolic process. Bases 41 to 1342 code for a protein of 433 amino acids. Gene Ontology annotation, molecular function: oxidoreductase activity.
CAGAAAGUCGCACUUCCACCUGGACGAGUGUCUCCCAACGAUGUACUCUCUAUUCCGCGACGGACCCGAAUAUAUCAAGCGCAAGAACACGCCUUUCAGACCCUCCGACGUAACGCUCUCCGAGCUGCAUUCUGUGGUUCCCAAGCACCUUUAUAGGAAAAGUACCGCUAAAGGGCUGGCCUACGUCACUCGCGACGUCCUAUGUGCUGUGGCUGUCUAUAAACUGGGAUGGAGAAUCGAGCCUUUGGUUCAGCACUGUAUACACCACUUCCAGAUCUCACCACUCUCGGCGUGGGCUCUCAACUGGACUCUCUGGGGCCUGUACUGGUAUCUUCAGGGAGUGAUUCUGGCGGGGUGGUGGUGCUUGGCCCAUGAAGCCGGACACGGCACACUUUCGCCUCAGGGCUGGGUGAAUCACCUGGUUGGAUUUUCCCUCCACACUUUUAUCCUAGUGCCCUAUUAUGCCUGGAGGUCAACGCAUCAUGCUCACCACAAGGCGACCAUGUCCAUCGAAAGGGACGAGAACUACGUCCCUCGAACUCGUUCCGACUACCGUUUGCCGGCAGAGAAGAUAGCGCUUGUCUCCGACUACCAUGAAGUCUUUGAAGAGACCCCCAUCUAUACUCUUUGUCGUAUGCUCUUCAUGCAACUUCUCGGUUGGCAAUACUAUCUUCUCACGAACAUCAUGGGAAACCCAAAAUAUCCUCCUGGAACUAACCACUUCCAACCGUCGUCGCCCCUGUUCAAGCCACAUGAGCGCAAUGGCAUUAUCGCCUCGAACCUCGGACUUGGAUUCAUGUCGCUUCUACUCUGGCGAUGGGGCAAUACCGUCGGCUCCGGCUACUUCGUGAAGCUUUAUCUCGUCCCUUACUUGCUCGCUAAUCAUUGGAUCGUGAUGCUCACCUACCUCCAUCACUCAGACCCAACUAUCCCGCACUACAGAAAGAACGAGUGGACAUUCCUCCGUGGGGCAAUUUCCACCGUGGACCGCCCUCUCUUGGGAUGGUUCGGUCGAUUCUUCCUCCACAACGUCUCUCAUGACCAUGUCGCGCAUCACCUGUUUUCAACAAUCCCGUUCUAUAAUCAGCCACAAGUCACUGAAGCCAUCAAGAAAGUGCUGAAGGAUGAUUACAACUUUGAUUCUACGAACACUUUCCGGGCUCUCUAUCGUACAUUCACGCAGUGCUGCUUUAUCGAGGACGAUGGCGACGUCGUUUUCUACAAGAACAGAGACGGGGUGGCCAUCCGUGUUCUGGCACAGAAGGAUUCCGACGGGAAGGGUAAAGAAACAGGCAAGGAAGAGAACUCGGAGAAGGUUGAAUGGAACCCAUUGCACAUGUAG